AUGGGAAUCCCUCAGUAUAAUGAGCCAUCCCAUAACCAGGGCCAGAGCCAGGCGGACGAGUUGGUCCAGCGGUUUGGCCGGCUCAACACCUUAGACGACUUGAUCCGACUGAGAGCAGCAGAUGCAGUUCAGGAGCCGAUUUUGGCCUAUCCCCAGCAGACCCAAGAUGGCGUGGCCUCUUACGAGCACUUCACGGGCGAGGACCUGGAUGCGAUGGUCGACCAGGCUGUCUGUAUGUUGCUGGAAUCAGGCAUUCGACCGCCCAAGAAUGACGGCGAGAUUAUCGCCCUGCUCACCCUCUCAGACCUGAACAUGGUCGUCACCUUCUUUGCCCUCAGUCGCAUUGGAUACACCAUUAUGAUGCUCUCCCCUCGCCUCUCAGCCACUGCAUGCGUCUCCCUCCUUGACACCGUCGGCUGCGACACUAUCUUAUACGGACAUGCACCAACCAUCCGCACAACCGUCGGCGAGAUCCUACGCCAGAAACUUGUCGCCUGCAGACCCAUCAUCCAGCGGCCCUCCCAAACGGACACGGCAGAAGGCCCAUCUGUCCUGGUCCUCCACCGAAGCCGCAACCGAGACGCCGCUCGGAACCGAACAGCCCUAAUCCUCCAUUCCUCGGGGUCGACGGGCACACCCAAGCCCCUGUUCCUGAGCCACAAAGCCAUCAUGACACAUCCAUUGCGUGGACCGGGUCUUACCUCGUUUAACACCCUCCCUUGGUACCAUCUGCACGGCCUGUCGACUGCGCUGCAGGCGAUGUAUAUGAGGAAGGUCGCGUACAUGUGGGAUGCCGCACUGCCACUGACAACACCAACUGUCGUCGCCGCAUUGGAAGCAGCUAAGCCCGAGUCAGUCCAGGGCGUUCCAUAUCUCCUUCAGCUUCUUGUCGACAGCACCAAGGGCCUAGACGCCCUUCGGUCCUGCAAGCUCGUCACAUACGGGGGUGCACCCUGCCCCGACGACCUAGGAGACCGACUCGUCGCCGAGGGAGUGCAUUUCGGCGGCUCAUUCGGACUAACCGAAGCAGGCCUCGUCGCCGAGUCCAUCUCCCGUCCCAAAUCCGACCCCUUCUGGAACUACCUCCGCUUCUUCCCAAACCUAACCCCCUUCAUCUGGAUGAAACCUUUAUCCUCUGGUCCAGAGAAUGAAUUAUACGAAUGUGUCUACCUAGCCGGCCACCCAGCCCUCACGGCCUCGAACUCCUCCGAGCCCCCAGGCUCCUACCACUCCCGUGACGUCUUCACGCCACACCCCUCCAUCCCAGACCGCUGGAAAUACGUCUCCCGUCUCGACGACCGCGUCACCCUGCUCAACGGCGAGAAGGUCCUCCCGCUACCGAUCGAGGGGUGCAUCAAGCAGAGUCCCGUUGUGGAGGACGCGGUUGUUGUGGGUGUUGGCAAGGCUGUUCCUGGCCUUUUGCUGUUUCGAGCGGAGCAGGCAGAGCAAGUACGGCGAUUACACCCUGUUUCCGGGGAGGAAUUCAUUGAUUCCGUUUGGCCGGUUAUCCAGGAUGCGAAUUCGCGUGCUGAGCAGUUCUCCCAGAUUACGAGGGAGAUGGUGGCGGUUCUCCCUGUUGGUUCGGUACGGCCGCAGACGGAUAAGGGGUCGAUGAUCCGGGCGCAGGUUUAUGCGAGGUAUGCGGAUGUGAUUGAGGGGUUGUAUGCGCGGGUUGAAGAGAGGGGAGCUGAUGGUGCGACUGGGGGGACGCUGCGUCUCAGCUGUGAAGAGACGGAGGGACAUUUGAUGAAGCUUGUCCGGGAGGAGCUGGGGCUGGGAAUGGCGAUUUUGGAUUCUGCGACAGAGCUUUUUACGGCUGGGGUUGAUAGUCUGAAGGCGAUUCAGUUGAGGAGGUUGGUGGUGAGGGAUUUUGCGAUGGAGGAUGGGAAGGGUCUUGGGCAGAAUGUGGUGUUUGAGGCUGGUUGUGUGUCGAAGCUGGCGGAGCUUAUAUGUGCGAUGCAGGCUGGCCAGACUGGGGAUGUGCGUCAGGAUGAGGAUGUCAUGGAGGAUUUGGUUGCCAGGUACUCGUCGUUCAGGGAUCAUGUUCCGGUCUCAGAAAGGAAGCAUGGCAGGGGUGUGAUACUGACUGGGGCAACCGGGUCUAUCGGUGCACACACUCUAUACCGACUACUGAACGACGACACGGUAUCGACUGUCUACUGCCUCACAAGACGAGACAGCCCCAAGGAAGCAAUCCUCGACGCUCUCGCGCAGAAAGACCUCAGUGUCCUGUCCUACCGAACGAAGAAGAUUGUCGCACUCAAGAGCGCCCUUGAUGAACCCGAUAUGGGCUUGGACAAGACCACCAUCGAACAGAUGCGCCAGUCCGUCUCUCUGAUCGUCCACUCCGCGUGGCCAGUGAACUUCAACCUCCCACUGACCAGCUUCAUCCCGCACAUCCAAGGACUCGCGAACCUGGUCGACUUCUCGCUGUCAGUACACAUGCCGGCGCCAGCAGUGCUGCUCUUCUGCUCCUCGAUCUCAACAGCACUAGCCUCUUCGUCAGCAGAAGUAGAGGAAAGCCCAAUGCCUGAUUCCAGCAGCGCUCUGGACAUGGGCUACGCGCGCUCCAAGCUCAUCGGCGAGCGAAUCGUCAGCAACGCUCGCAAGGCCGGAGCAAGGACGUUCUCGCUCCGUAUCGGCCAAAUCUCGGGGCACUCGAAGAAGGGCCUGUGGAAUGACUCGGAGGCGAUCCCGCUCAUGAUCCGGUCUGCGCUGACGCUCAAGACACUCCCGAAGCUGGACACGGAGUGUUCCUGGUUGCCGGCUGAUAAGCUCGCGGCUUCACUGCUGGAGAUUGCGCGGACGUGUUCGCUCAACUCGGUUGAUGAUGAUGAUUUCGAUGGAGGCGACGACUCGAUCUACAACCUGUGCAACCCGCGCACAUUUACCUGGGCUGCGAUGCUGGAUACACUCCGGCAGCAUGGGUUCGAGUUCCAGACCGUUGCGUUCGCCGACUGGCUGGGAAAACUGCGGGAGAGCGAAGCCCGGGGUGAGGAGCUGGUCAACCCGGCCGUCAAGCUAGCGGAGCACUACGCAUCGAUGUACGGUAGUGGUAGCGAAGAGGCGUCCGUGCCGAAGAAAUUCCGGACGGACAGGGCAGAGCGCGAUAGCAUGACGCUGCGAAAUGGGCGGCUGAGGAUUGUGCAGGAUGGGAUCCUGGCUCGGUAUGCGCAGGACUGGAUGCGGCGGUGGAAUUGA
Molecule: messenger RNA, 3201 nt
Organism: Aspergillus puulaauensis
Lineage: Eukaryota; Fungi; Ascomycota; Eurotiomycetes; Eurotiales; Aspergillaceae
Product: putative NRPS-like protein biosynthetic cluster
Exons: 4
Coding region: 1-3201 (1066 amino acids)
Source: RefSeq, a predicted model, not a curated record